AUGGCAUCACCAAAUUAUGAUCGAGGUCGAUGUUUACGUUACAAGUCAGAUUUACAGAAGACACCUCUUCUGCCACCCACAUCAACAGUUCCAGUUGCCACUCAACGGCAUAGUUCACUAUUGGUGUGGGGAUCUGUCUCUUUACUUCUUCUUCUUAUAUUGAUUAUUUUUCGUCGUCGUGAUGAUGAUGAAUCAAAUGAAAAUGAAAUAAAUAAUGAUCAAGAACACGUUGAUGAAUCUUUAGAAGAAAAUAUUCAUGUACGAGAACCAUCAGAAUAUCGUUUAUCAGCUGCUCGAAUAUUACCAACAAUAACUGAAGAAAAUCCAACAACAACAAUAAUAACACCAUUAAAUUCAAAUUUUAAGUUUAACCCUCCUCAAGUAACUUCAAUAAAUACAAUACCAGCAUCUGCAUACGAUAAAGAAAAAUUAGCUUCAAAUUAUUCAGAUGAGAAUGACAGACCUCAUUCAUCAUCUACAACUCUACGUCAACGAAAAACAGAGAUUAUUGAUGAUGCAGAUGAUUUUGUUCAAAUACCUAGAAUAGUACAAGAAAAAUCGUAUCAUAAACAUGAAGAUAUAUCUCAACUAGCCGAUGAUAUAUCAGUAAUAACGAAUGAAUCCGGUCAUCCGGUGAUAUUUCGAAAACUUUGUCUACCACAUGAAAAUGCAAUUAGAGAUGAUUUUUCAUCGAUAGAAGAGGUUAAUCAAGCUGUCAAAGAUGUUGGUUUGGUUCGUUCACAACUUAUCUUUGGUAUUGAUUAUACAAUAAGUAAUCUAGAAACAGGCAAACAUUCAUUUAAUGGUUUAUCAUUACAUCAUAUAGAAGAAGGUUUACUUAAUCCAUAUCAAAGUGUUAUUACUAUCGUUGGUCGAACAUUAGAAAAAUUUGAUUCUGAUUCAUUAAUACCAGCAUUUGGCUUUGGAGAUCGAACAACACUUGACCGCAAAAUUUUUCCUUUACGUCCAGAUGGUACGUAUUGUACAGGUUUUCGUGGUGUACUCGAUGCAUAUAAUAAAAUAACUCCAAAAGUACGUAUGUCUGGUCCAACUAAUUUUGCUCCAUUGAUUAAGGAAGCUAUUCGAAUUGUGAAGAAAACAGGACAAUAUCAUAUUCUUGUUAUUGUUGCUGAUGGACAAGUUACAAAUGAACGACAAACUAAAGAAGCUAUUGUAGAAGCAAGUAGUUAUCCAUUAUCAAUUGUUAUGGUUGGUGUUGGUGAUGGACCAUGGGAUGUCAUGAAUGAAUUUGAUGAUUCAUUACCAGCACGACAAUUUGAUAAUUUUCAAUUUGUUAAUUAUAAUAGUGUAGUUCAAGCAACAGCUGAUACUGAUACGGAUUUUGCUUUACAUGCACUUAUGGAAAUACCAUCACAAUAUGCAGAAAUCAAAAGACUUGGUCUUCUUAAAGACAGUUAG
This is a messenger RNA of Adineta steineri, 1419 nucleotides long. NCBI's taxonomy places the organism in Eukaryota, Metazoa, Rotifera, Eurotatoria, Adinetida, Adinetidae. The record is from the annotation of a GenBank genome assembly.